Messenger RNA from Loxodonta africana (African savanna elephant), 2904 nucleotides. RefSeq names its product family with sequence similarity 43 member A (gene FAM43A). The coding region runs from base 1199 to 2470 and encodes 423 amino acids. Lineage: Eukaryota; Metazoa; Chordata; Mammalia; Proboscidea; Elephantidae. The transcript has a single exon. The record is from RefSeq and is a predicted model, not a curated record.
CCUUUGCUGUGGGGCAAACCCAAGUCUCGAUGAUUUCUGUAGAUAAAAGAGACGUUGGUAAAUUUGCGAUGUAACGCCAGAUUGGACCCGUCUCGCCCCUCCCUCGACCAAUGGCUGCCACCGGGUCCCUUUAAGAGACCAGGAGCCCGCCGGGCGUCGGUGGCCGAAGCGGAUCUUCUUUUCUGCUCCUCCCCUGCCCCGCGCGGCGAAUGGUUCGCGCCGGCCUAUAUUUACCCGAGAUCUUCCUCCCGGGCCGUAAGGAUGUGAGGCUGCCGAGCCGGCCACCGCGCGCAGCACUGAGAGGGCGCGCUGCAAAGGCGGGCCGCUGACGGACGGGAUCCCGGGAGCAGAGCUGAACGACCCCGGGAGGGAAGUAAUGAGAUAGCAGCCGUCCCGGAGCCGAUCAUGGGCGCGCCCGGCCCUCGGAGCCCCGUGCUGCCCUGGCGGAACCAGCGGGGACAGUGAGCCGGUCGAGCGCGUCCCCGGCGUCCGGCCGGAGCGAAGAUGCAGUGAGCCACCGCGGGGCUGUGCGCGGGGCCCCCCGUGGCCAGCCGGACCCGCCACCUGACCGCACUUUGGGCCAGCAGUGAUUCUGGGACCGGCCCAGCGGAGGGGCUCUCUGUCUCCAGCACCCCUUGGGGGUGGGGAGUCUCGGCUCUUUGGCGCACUCGCUGCUGAGUUCCCGCAGUUUCUGGCCCGAGCCCCGGGGUUGUGGGUGAGCGUGAGGGGGUCCCUUUACACGUUUGCCGAGGAGUUUCUGCGUAUUCUCGCACCAUCCCGGGUGCUUUUGCUGGGGCUCCCUCUGUUUGCAGCACGCAUCUAGCUUUUCCUGAGACAUUUUCUGCUCCACUCUCAUUCCGUCUUUCUCUCGUUUUGCUUGCUUGAGUCUUUGCCUUCGCCCUUGCCCAGGCUAGAGUAAUUCUUUGUGAGCACGCGUGCUAUUAUUUUAUUUUUUUUGAGCACUUGCGUCUGAAUAUUUUCUUUUAAUAAUUCUAUCUCCACCCCCUGCGGGGUUCCAGAACUACCCCUCCCCCCGCCCCCCUUAUCCUUCCACCACUCGGCCGCUCCCAGCAGAGUUUUUUUUUUUUUUCCCCCUUGGUCUUGCCCGGGCCAAGCCCUACCGGGGCGGGUGGCUCAGCCCGGCUCGCACCCGGCGCUCCGCCGCCGCAGCCUAGCUGUGUCGGGGUGCCCUCCGGAGAUGCUGCCGUGGAAGAAGCACAAGUUCGAACUGCUGGCCGAGGCGCCACCGCGGCAGGCGUCCAAGCCCAAGGGCUACGCGGUGAGCCUGCACUACUCGGCGCUCAGCUCGCUGGCGCGGGCUUGUCCCGAAGGCGCGCUCAGCCGGGUGGGCAGCAUGUUCCGCUCCAAGCGUAAGAAACUGCACAUCACCAGCGAGGACCCCACCUACACCGUGCUCUACCUGGGCAAUGCCACCACCAUCCAGGCGCGCGGCGAUGGCUGCACGGACUUAGCGGUGGGCAAAAUCUGGAGCAAGAGCGAGGCGGGCCGUCAGGGCACCAAGAUGAAGCUGACGGUGAGUGCGCAGGGUAUCCGCAUGGUGCACGCCGAGGAGCGCGCGCUGCGCCGCCCGGGCCACCUCUACCUGCUGCACCGCGUCACCUACUGCGUGGCGGACGCGCGGCUGCCCAAAGUCUUCGCCUGGGUUUACCGUCACGAGCUGAAACACAAGGCGGUAAUGCUGCGCUGCCACGCGGUGCUCGUGUCUAAGCCCGAGAAGGCGCAGGCCAUGGCCCUGCUGCUCUACCAGACGUCGGCCAACGCGCUGGCAGAAUUUAAACGCCUCAAGCGGCGGGACGACGCGCGUCACCAGCAGCAGGAGUUGUUGGGCGAGCACACCAUCCCUAUAGUGCCGCUGCGCAAGCUCCUCCUGCACGGACCUUGCUGCUACAAGCCGCCGGUGGAGCGCAGCCGCAGCGCGCCCAAGCUCGGCUCCAUCACCGAGGACCUGCUCGGCGAGCAACAGGAGCAGGAGCUACAGGAGGAAGAGGAAGAGGAGCACCCUGAGGGCUUCCCGGAGGAGGAGGAGGACCGUGCAGUGGAGGGGGGCCACGCGGAGGAGGAGACCGAGGCGCAGCGGACACUGGUUAUGGCUAUGCAUUUCGAAUGCGGGGACUUGCUGGACACGCUGGAGAGCGGCCGCGAGGAGGCGCUGCGGAGCGACGGGGUCUCGCUGGGCCGGGGGGACGGGUCGUCGCCUCUGCUGCUGGGCAGCGCUGCCGACAUGAAGGCCGAGCUGUCGCAGCUCAUUAGCGACCUGGGAGAGCUCAGCUUCGGCAACGACGUGCGCAGCCUGCAGGCCGACUUGCGUGUGACGCGCCUGCUGUCGGGCGAGAGCACUGGCAGCGAGAGCUCCAUAGAGGGCGGGGGCCCGGACGCCACCUCUGCCACCCCUGGGGACCCGUCGGGGUCCGCUGAUGGCGCCAGUCCGGAGGAGCCCCACUCGGGCUGAGCUCCCAGCAGCCUCCUGCCCGCGACCCCGGCGCCCCACUGUGACUCCCCACCCUUCCUCCGACAACUCUCCUCCGACCGCCCCCCAGGAAAGGGGGAAAGGACAGUUAGGGUUCACACCUCCGCUGGGGCUGAGGUCCAGAGUUCCACCUGUCGCCUCUCUCCCCACGUUUGGCCGCGGUGGAGAGGUGGGCGAGUGGGAAACCCCUGAUAGGGAGGGAGGGAGAGCAGCCCCCUGGGGUGGGGGUGGGGGGUGAGGGAAAGGGCCGGCUGAAGUUAGCAAAGUCCCACAGGCUGAGGUGCCUGCCGGCCGGUUUCCUGUUUUUGGGGCAGCUGGGGCCGAGAAGGAGGGGUUAACUUCCUCCCCCCACCCACUACUGGGAGAGGCCUGGCACUGUCAUUGACGUGUUAUUAAAAAAAAAAAAAAAAAAAAAA